This is a messenger RNA of Pogona vitticeps (central bearded dragon), 1278 nucleotides long. NCBI's taxonomy places the organism in Eukaryota, Metazoa, Chordata, Lepidosauria, Squamata, Agamidae. The record is from RefSeq and is a predicted model, not a curated record.
CGCCUCUCCCAGCCCACGCUCGGGCAGGAAGGCAGGGAGACGGCGCAGCCAUCUCUCCGGCUCCGGCCGGGCUGUUCCAGGUGCCCCUUCCGCCCUUCUUCGGCGCAGCCUUGUUUGUCUGUCAGUCGCUCAAGCCCUUCCUGGAGCGAGUGUGAGUCGGACGGGAGUAAACGAGAGCGAAGGUGUGAAAGCGGGAACGAGGGAGGAACAAAACCAACUAAAUAAAAGGGCGAGAACGAAGUUAUCAGUUACUUCCUGCCUAUGAGACCGGCGUUUUUUUGUUUUUUUUUUAAAGUCUGGAGGGUGUAAAGAGUCUUCUCUGGAUAUUGAAUAGCAGUAUAUAGCAUUAUGCUGCUUUGGAGCUCUGGAAGAAAAAGUGAAGAAUGAAGGUGCCAGUAUGUCAUUCAGAGACAUAAAUAUAAAAGAAUUCUUAGGCAGCAUAAAUUUGAAGCAAUACUUUCCAAACUUCCAAGACUUUGGUUAUAAUACUUUGCAAGAUUGUGCUGGGAUAAAUGACCAUUCACUUCAACAAAUUGGAGUAUCUCCUACUGGACACCGAAGAAGAAUCCUCAAACAAUUGGGGGCUGUGCUUGCAAAAAUGCCAGCAGAAUCUGCGUUUGUUGAAAGCCAGAAAACAGAACACGUGGAAGAUCAAGAAAAUGGUUGUUCUCAGCCAUUUUCCCACCGUUCCAAUGCACAUAUUCUAAAUUUGGAGGAAAGUGUCACACCUAGUUGCACAUACAAUGAAUUGACAAAUGCUGCUUCUGGCAAGCAUAGCAUCUAUGAAGAAAAUCAGGGGCUUGCUGACCAUGAGUCAUUGGGAGCAAAAAGCAUCAUGAAAUCAGAUCAGGACUGCUCCAACUCCUGUCCAAACUUGUGUUGCUCAGCAAAUGCUUCCGAUGUUCUAGGAAAUGCACUCAGUAAUAUGAUGUCUGAAGGGUUGCCUCCUAUGGAUUAUCUCCUUGACAAGGGACAGCUAGAGACAAGUAACAUUGGCCCCAAAGAAACAGUAUCUCCUCUCUCCACUUUCUCUUCUUCUCAAAUGAAAUCUAGUGAUGAUGAAUUUCCCAUGCUUUCAGUACUGGAAAAUUUGGCAGUUACUUGCCCACCAGACUGCCCAUUUUUUGAAUUUCAAGGUGAAAUGGUAGAAAAUGAUCUGUAUAACACUUCAAAUCAUAAUCCUACAAAAUUAGUUCCAAGACCUACACGGUCGUUCAUGCUUAGGCAUCGUCCUGUUCCAGAAAUACCUGGUUCUUCCAAAGUUUCACCUUCAGUAAG